Molecule: messenger RNA, 1068 nt
Organism: Protopolystoma xenopodis
Lineage: Eukaryota; Metazoa; Platyhelminthes; Monogenea; Polystomatidea; Polystomatidae
Source: the annotation of a GenBank genome assembly
GCGUUGACAAGCCAUAGGCGAGGCGAUGAUCGGCUUCCUUUCCCCAUAACACUUUCGGCUUGUCGACCAACUGGGCCUAUCUCAUCUACCGUUGCUAAGCCCUACUCGGAUGAGAUGUCGCCUUCCAGUCGACCCUUCAUCUCGCUUAACGAGCGUGUCGCGUUUCUCCGUCUUCUGCUUCGCUGGCAGGGCUCAAUCUGGAAUCUUCUGCUGGUCGACUUGGUCAUUUUCCUGGUCGCCUACGUGACGAUCAGCCUCGUCUACCACUUCCUGCUGGUGCAUCACACCGUGGGCCGAGCCAUCUUCGAGGCGGUCGUCCGGCACGCCCAACGUGUUGCCUCCAUCGUUCCGGUCACCUUCUUGCUCGGCUUCUUCGUCUCCACCAUCUUGCAACGCUGGUGGAUUUUCGUGCACAAAUUGCCGUUGAUGUCGGGCCCAGCGUUUGUCAUGCACGCCUACGUAGGCAGCGAUGAACAGGCGUUGACACGUAUCGGCUUUCGCAUUCGACGCUCUCUCACACGUUACAUGAACUUGGCCUGGAUCCUGGCCAUGAUCGGGCUCAGCUGGGAGGUGAAGAAUCGCUUCAAGCCGCGUCUAACCGACGCUGAAUUGGCGGCCUCUCCUUCGGGGCUCGGAUCGAGGAGGCGCCAUGUCGGCUUGUCCUCCACGGGCGGUGGACGAGUCGUUGACAGUCUUGUCGUCAGGGGCAAAGAGAUCGACGAGGGCAAUACCCGCCUCGACACUCGCUACGGUGCUGGUGGCGACAAGGAGGCGGGACUCGGAGCCGAGGCCACGGCCGCGGCCACAGCUCAGAAGACCGGCUCCCUCAGGCGAUACGAAGCGGGUAGAACCGAACGAGCCUCGAUUACUGGCAGCGGAGCAAGCCUCCCGUUGAGCACUCCCAGCGCGAUUCGCGGCUGCAAGCCGCCCAGAGUGAGUGUGGCCCGCUGUAUGGAGUUGAUCAACGCUGAUCCUCAAGUCAGACGCCACUUUGGUCAGUUGAUCACGCAAGAGGAGAUUGAUGUUUUCGUCAAACGGGAGCACAUGAUCGGGAUAGAAACAGGAUAG